Messenger RNA from Empidonax traillii (willow flycatcher), 1118 nucleotides. RefSeq names its product protein Wnt-11b-like. Gene Ontology annotation, biological process: neuron differentiation; multicellular organism development; cell fate commitment. Gene Ontology annotation, molecular function: cytokine activity; frizzled binding. Gene Ontology annotation, cellular component: extracellular region. Bases 1 to 1032 code for a protein of 343 amino acids. The record is from RefSeq and is a predicted model, not a curated record. The transcript is spliced from 5 exons. Lineage: Eukaryota; Metazoa; Chordata; Aves; Passeriformes; Tyrannidae.
AUGGGCCACCCCGGUGCCACCGUGUUGCUGUGCCAGCUGGGUCUGUCCACGGCCAUCCAGUGGCUCGGGCUGACGGGCAGCGGGGUGUCCUGGAACGAGAGCCAGCACUGCCGGCUGCUGGUGCCGGAGCAGCUCCAGCUGUGCCGCCGCAACCUGGAGGUGAUGCCCAGCAUCGUCCGGGCCGCCCGCACAACGCAGGCCCUGUGCCAGCAGAGCUUUGCAGACAUGAGAUGGAACUGCUCCUCCAUCCAGCGAGCCCCCAGGUUUGGCCCUGACCUGCUGAAAGGGACCCGGGAAGCCGCCUUUGUGUACGCCCUGGCUGCUGCCACCAUCGCCCACGGCAUCGCCCGGGCCUGCGCCUCGGGGGAGCUCCCGCUCUGCUCCUGCGGCCCCGGCCCCCCCGGGGACCCCGGCCCGGGGGGCAGGUGGGGGGGCUGCGGGGACAACCUCAGCUACGGCCUCCAGCUCGGGGCCGCCUUCGCCGACAGCUCCUCCAGAGCCGGCAGGUCGGGGACACACGGGAGCAAAGCCAUGAACCUGCACAACAGCGCCGUGGGCAGGACGGUGCUGAGUGACUCCCUGGACACCAAGUGUAAAUGCCAUGGUGUUUCAGGCUCCUGUUCAGUGAAGACCUGCUGGAAGGGACUGUCAAGCCUGGAUGAAAUUGCCUCUGACCUCAAGUCCAAGUACCUGGCAGCCAUCAAGGUGUCCCACCGGCUCGUGGGGCCCAGGAAGCAGCUGAUGCCCAAGGAUACGGAUGCCAGGCCAGUGACAGAGACAGACCUGGUUUAUCUCAUCAACUCUCCUGACUACUGCACCCCAAAUCUCCAGCUGGGUUCUCUGGGGACGCAGGACAGGCAGUGCAACAAGAGCUCUGUGGGCAGUGCCAGCUGUGCCCUGCUGUGCUGUGGCCGCGGGUACAACACGUACACGGAGGAGGUGGAGGAGCGGUGCCACUGCCGCUACCGCUGGUGCUGCUCCGUCGUCUGCAGGAGGUGCCGGCGCAGGGUGGAGAGGCACGUCUGCAAAUAACAGUCCUGGUGCCCUCCAGGAACUGCUGGGGACCCGACACCCAUCCCAGGGGAUGCUCCCAGCAGGGAGGGGGCUGUGCAGGAAGC